Molecule: messenger RNA, 834 nt
Organism: Paramuricea clavata
Lineage: Eukaryota; Metazoa; Cnidaria; Anthozoa; Malacalcyonacea; Plexauridae
Source: the annotation of a GenBank genome assembly
AUGGAGAAUUUCGAUUCAGAAAAAGUUGAAAAACCGACUGCCGAAGUAUCGUCCGGUCAAAGUGAGGAAGACGACCUCUUUGCCGAAGUGGAUAUCGACGGAUCCAACGAGAAUGACGACUUACCGGCGAAAUCAAGCAGUUUUCUAUGGCAGUUAAACCAGUCCUUACAUACAAUGGUUGGCUCGAUCGUGGAAAAAUCGCUAAAACGUCUCCACGAAGACAAGACACCUCCGGCGAAACGAAAGAAACCUCGCCUGGCUACAGAGACAACUGGACCUGAGGAAGUAGAAGAAAACCAGAGCAGCGACGAAGAUACACUUUGUGGCCCAUCAAAUGCCGACUCGGCAGAAAGCUCUCAAACCACAAGCGCUCGACUCGAGCAAGACACUGACAAUUGCAAUGACUCAUUGCUGUCAGAAAUUGAAAAUGGUUUCUCUCAGGAGGACGAUAUGGGCCCGGCUAUCACAGAGAAACUCGCUACCAUAAUCAAUAAGCGUUGGUCUGAAAAACUGAGCGAUCAAAAGCUGAAAGAAAAGUGGGAUCAAUACCCCCACCCAGACAACUGUGACAGACAUGUGGCGCCACGCAUUAACCCAGAAAUCUGGGCGAGAAUAGACCACACUGCAAAACAGUUGGACCUUCGCGCCAGCACAAACCAAUCUAAUCUGGCCAAAGCUGGAGUUGUCCUGGCAAAAUCAACCGACAAACUUUUGUCACUUUAUCAAAAAGACUCGAAGCCACUUAAAUAUUACAAAUAUGAAAUCAUAUUUUCAGACCAAAAUUAUGCACUUCCAGAGUGGUCAAAUAUCGAAACACAUUGCCAAAUGGCAUGA